UUGACCUAUAAGUUUCACCAUCGCGUUUUUCCUGGUCAUUUUAGAAAAACAAAAACUAAUGAAAUAAAACAUUUUGUAAGUAUGUAUGUCGGGAUGAAAAAUCUGAUCGGCGGUGCCAGAGUGUGUGUGUUGUCUCGGUGCAGACUGCGCAUGUGUCCGAGUGUUUGUAGAAAUCAUUAUAACGCACAGAGAUUAAAGAGCUGUGUGCAGAGAUACAGCUCCGGGCAGAACACAGUGAGAGUCGGCUGUGCCUCAGGGUUCUGGGGUGAUACUGCUACCUCAGUUCCUCAGCUGAUACACGGUGGGAAGCUGGACUUUCUUGUGUUUGAUUAUCUGUCGGAAAUUACCAUGUCCCUCCUCACAGCAGCUAAAGCUAAGACUCCUAACAUGGGAUACGCUCCUGAUUUCGUUCUGUCUGCCAUUUCUCCGUUUAUCAAGGACAUCAGCCAAAAAGGUAUCCGUGUGGUUAGUAACGCCGGUGGAGUGAAUCCUCUCGCGUGUGCAGCUGCUAUACAGGAAGUGGUGCAGAAAGCUGGGCUCAGUUUGAAGGUUGCCGUGGUAACUGGCGAUGAUUUAAUGCCACAGAAAGACUCUCUGAAUAUGUUGAAGAUGGCUGAUACACACGAAAACAAACCACUUCCCAAAAACAUACACAGUAUGAAUGCAUAUCUGGGUGCGGUCCCCAUAAAGCGCUGUCUGGAUCUCGGGGCUGAUAUCGUGGUUACGGGCCGGUGUGUUGACAGUGCAGUGGUGCUUGGACCCCUGAUGCAUUCUUUUGGCUGGGAUCAGAGUAACUUUGACCUCUUGGCUGCUGGAAGUCUUGCAGGUCACCUGAUUGAAUGUGGAGCCCAAGCGACUGGGGGCAUUUUCACCGACUGGCACACGGUUCCGGACUGGGAUAAUAUGGGUUUCCCAGUGAUCGAAUGUUCCUCUGAUGGCUCCUUCACGUUGUCCAAACCUCCCAGAACUGGUGGUCUGGUGUCCUUUGGUACAGUAGCAGAACAGUUAGUGUAUGAAAUAGGCGAUCCACGUCAUUACCUCCUGCCUGACGUCACGUGUGACUUCUCACACGUCACCAUUACUGAGAUUCCAGGUGUUGAAGGAGGAGCAGUUAGAGUGGGUGGAGCCAAAGGAUCACCACCAUCAGGUGACUACAAGGUCUGUGCCACGUACAUGGAUGGUUUCAGAGCGACCGCGGUUUGUCCUGUGGUCGGCCCUCGAGCUGCACAGAAAGCCAGGAAGACCGCAGAGAGCAUUAUUAAAAGGACCAGGCGAAUGUUCAGACAGCUGGGAUUGGAGGAUUACAGUGAUGUGAAUGUUAAGGUUCUGGGUGCUGAGGAUACGUACGGACCUCACGCAGUCAACACCGAUCUUCGGGAAGUGGUGCUGUGGAUGGCUGUGCAUCACAAGCAGAAGAAAGCUCUUGAGUUUUUCUCCAGGGAAGUGGCUCCAGCAGGAACUGGCAUGGCUCCUGGACUCACAGGAAUUGUAGGAGGCCGACCUCGAGUGUCACCGGUACUGAAGCCGCUAUUCUUCCUGCAUCCUAAAGCAGACCUGAAGGUGGACAUCCAUCUUAAUGGAGAGUUGAUGGAGACGUACAGAGAGACGGAGUGUUCUUCACCUAAAGGUUCCUCCUGUGUCCAAGAGCAAACUCUUUACAUUCCUACAGAUUUGCCCAGCGGCCCUUGCAGUUACAGACUUGAAGACUUGGCUUAUACACGAAGUGGAGAUAAAGGAGACGCUGCGAAUAUUGGAGUUAUAGCAAGACAUCCACUUUACUUUCCGUACCUGAAGAGGUUUUUGACUGCUGAAGUGGUGGAGAAAUUCUUUCAGCACCUGAUUAAGAAGGAAGACGGCGAUCUGCCCUCGGUGACCCGGUUCGAGUUGCCCGGUGUUUGUGGUUUAAACUUCCUGAUACGCAAUUCACUUGGAGGAGGAGGGGUGGCAUCUUUAAGAAGUGACCCUCAGGGAAAAGCUUAUGGACAGAUGUUGCUGGACUACAGACUGACCGGACUACCUGACCUCACCUCGCUGGUAGACUGAAGAAAGAUGAUGAUCCGAGCAAAUAUAACGAAAUACGUCUCAAAAUUUCAAAGCUAGAAUCUGUGUUUCAGGUGACUCGGUGUGAACAAGCCACAGACUGACAGACGAACUAAAGUAGCAUGAGCUAAUUAUCUUCUUAUCCGUUUUAUACAAGAGCACAUGAAGCUUAAACAGCAUUAACUGCCUUCACUACAAUUACUAAUAGAAUUAUUCCACAAAAUUAGGCCCUUGUGUAGUGUGGAGUGAAACUUGUGGAGUGAAACUCCACCCUGAAUCACAUGAAGUAUGUUCAUAUUGACGGAUUAGUGAUUCUGGUGCUGAAUUUUCAUUAUUUCUGUGAGAAGUUAGCGGGUGUGUGUUAGCGGCUCUGAUGUCACACGGGGACACUGUUAUUGUUAUUGCUAACGCUAACGCAGUUACAGUGGAGUUUAACGGCAUAAAAUAUGAUGCACAUUGCAGUAACAGUCAGGUUUCGCUUUUCCCUUUGAGGAUCACAUCUGCGUAUGUAGUUAGUGAUGUACGAGACGAUGAGUUCAGUGUUAGUGUGAAAGUUGAAGCUUUGGAAGCUGAUGUGUUUGAGCAGAGUGUACAGGAGAGAGAGAGACAGAGUGAGAGAGCGAGAGAGAGACACAGCGAGAGAGAGACAGAGUGAGAGAGCGAGAGAGAGACAGAGCGAGAGAGCGAGCUGCACAGAAUAGCACAGCGCUCCGCAUCGCUCUCUUUAGUGGGAGAAAUAUCACUGCAGCUCUGUCAGAACGGCAUUGUGGGUAGUGUAGGAAAAUAGACAGACAUGAUCAUGAAAGAAGAUCUUAGAUGUUUUUCAUUUAAAGUAAUGAUGUUUGCAGAGUGACGUUCUUAAGAACUAACGUCUAUUCGAUUUAAAUAAAAACGUAUUUUUAUUAAUGUGAGUAACCUGAUUCUAACUCAUGAUUCAGUUUCCUCCUGAAUCUCAUUCUCCUUUUUUCUUCAAACAAACAAACAAACAAAUAAAUAAACACACCGGUGCA
Messenger RNA from Ictalurus furcatus (blue catfish), 3050 nucleotides. RefSeq names its product lecithin retinol acyltransferase b, tandem duplicate 1 (gene lratb.1). The record is from RefSeq and is a predicted model, not a curated record. The transcript has 20 exons. NCBI's taxonomy places the organism in Eukaryota, Metazoa, Chordata, Actinopteri, Siluriformes, Ictaluridae. Bases 82 to 2043 code for a protein of 653 amino acids.